Molecule: messenger RNA, 1144 nt
Organism: Trifolium pratense (red clover)
Lineage: Eukaryota; Viridiplantae; Streptophyta; Magnoliopsida; Fabales; Fabaceae
Product: transcription factor BEE 1-like
Exons: 6
Coding region: 64-903 (279 amino acids)
Biological process (GO): regulation of DNA-templated transcription
Cellular component (GO): nucleus
Molecular function (GO): DNA-binding transcription factor activity; protein dimerization activity
Source: RefSeq, a predicted model, not a curated record
AAUAUUACAAGCUUUCAAAAAAAAAAUUCACAAUAUUACAAAGUAAAAAAAAAAAAAAAUCACAUGGCUGAAUUCACAGAAAAUUUUCAAAAUAUUAUUAGACCCUCUUUUCCUUUUCUUGAUUCUGAUCAAAGUAUGGAACUAUUGAAUCAAUUCAUGGAAAAUUCUUCAAACAUGAAUAUGAUGCAAAAUUUGAUGCCUUUUUCUUGUGACAGCAUCUUGGAACAUCAUCAACAACAACAGGAACAUGAGUUGUUUCCAAGAAACUUGGAAGAAAAUUUUCAUGGUCUUGUUCAUCAUCAUCAUCAUGUUAAUAAUCAUAAUCACAAUGCAGUUCAAGUUUCAUUUCCAAAUUUUCAAGAAGAAAAUAAAGUUCAUCAUGAUGGAAAAAAGAGAAAAAUGAUGGAUUUUCAAGAAACUAGUUCUGCAAAUUCAACUCCUGCAGUUUCUGAGAGUGGAAGCAAAACCAAACAUAGUGGUGGAAGAGGAAAAAGACUGAAAAGCUAUGAAACAGAAGAUCAAGAGAAAGCAAAGGAAGUUGUUCAUGUUAGAGCAAGAAGAGGUCAAGCUACUGAUAGUCACAGUUUAGCAGAAAGGGUUAGAAGAGGGAAAAUCAAUGAGAAAUUGAGGUGCUUGCAGAAUAUUGUUCCUGGAUGUUACAAGACCAUGGGAAUGGCAGUAAUGUUGGAUGAAAUCAUAAACUAUGUUCAGUCUUUGCAGCAUCAAGUAGAGUUUCUUUCUUUGAAGCUUACUGCAGCAAGCACUUAUUAUGACUUCAAUUCAGAGACAGAUGAUUUAGAAACAAUGCAGAGAGCAAGGGCAUCUGAGGCAAAAGAAUUAGCAAGGUAUAAGAGAGAAGAAUAUGGAGGAAUUUCAUGCUUUCAACCAACAUGGCCCCUUUGACUUCAAUUUUGGAUGUUAUAACUUCAACAGCCAUAUAUAUACAAGACAAGAAAAAAAAGAAAAAAAAAAGUUUAAUUUGCUCAUUUACUUUCUACAAAGUUUAAAAGAUAAAUUUGUUUCCACUUUAUGCUUUCAUGCACACAAGUGGACAUUCUUGUUUCAAAGAUGUGUAAAAAUCAAAUGGAAGUUAAUAAUAGGUAACCUAAAUUUUAUUAUAUAUUUUAGUGAAACUUGAUUGGAA